GCAAUCACCCACGCGACGAUGAAACCCACUCGGUCGCUCUAUCGGAUACCACAGUGCCUCGUGUGCGCCAUACCUACAUCGAUGACACCUACGGCACCAGCUUGCCACCCGAUCUACUCGCCUUCCCGGCGCGCGUGCCGCCAACUUCACCUUCCAUGCAGUCAUCGCACAGCAACAUACCCGAACAAAUUAUCUACGGCAUACGCUCGCCACCGCUUACCAGCCCCGUUUAUGCGCAUAUGACGCCGCAUGGCAUCUAUGGCACCACGACCAUCGCCGCCGCCACACCGAACGGUUUCAUGACACUGCAGCAUCCGAAGUCGCGCAACUUGGCANGCCCACAACAACAGCAAUCACCCUUCCUGCCAGCACCCGUUAUGUACUCACCAACCACAGCGGUGGUGAUGAAGCAAGGCUAUAUGACGAUACCACGCAAACCACGCGUACCCAGCUGGGCGCCAUCUACUUCCACCACAAAUCAGACACAGCUAAGCGAAUUCCAGUCGCCCACAUCGCCAAAUCCGAGCGAAACUGGCACCGCCACAACAGCUGAACUGCAAUCGGAGCCAGUCUACGACAAUCUUGGACUGCGCACAACUGCCGCUGGUAAUUCGACGCUGAACUUGCACAAAGUGCAUCCGGAAGUAAGUAGCUGCGCCUCCACAUCCUCACGCUACACAAUGCGCGAUCGCCCACUGCCGGCCACGCCGAGUCUAACGUCGGUGGCGUCGAGCACAGCAGCCAUGCAGCAGCAGCAACAGCAGCAACAGCAGCAGGCACAACAAGUGCAACAACAGCAGCUACAGCAACAGUCGCAACAACAAAAAGCUGUACCCAGCACUUCAGCAGCGGCAGCGGCGGCGGCGGCAGCAGCAGCAGCAUCUGCAACGGCUUCAAAAAUUUACGAACCCAUACAUGAGCUGGUGAAUAAUAAUCAUCACCUGACGACGACCUCCGACACAGAGCCGCUUUAUGGCACUGCGCGACAUCACAACGGUCUCACCAUUGUGCCGAGUGUCAACAAUGUUAAUAAUGGUGGCAGCAGUGUUGGUGCCUCUAAUACAACUGCGGGCGCGAAUGCGUCUACCGGCGAGCCUACGAAAGUGGCGAAAAUACCGCCACGUCCACCACCGAAGCCCAAGAAGAAGAUGUCCGUGACGGCGACACGCGGCGGCCAAGGCAGUACCAGCCAGCUGUUCGAUGAUGAGGGCGAGGAUGGCACAGAGGUUUAGUUGCAAGUACACAAAGGCGGCGGUGGCGGCGGCGACGGCGACGACUGCAACUACGAUGGCACGAACGCCAGCUAAAACUUCUUCAAACUAAAAAUGGCUGAAUGGUAACUAAAAUUUAAGGCAUUUCGUGGGCAAAAGUUAUGUGUAUCCAGUAGUGGGAAAAGCAGAAAAGCAAAAUAAUAGAAAAAUGUGCGUGUGGUAUGUAUGUAUGUAGGUGGUAUUACUGUGUACUCGUACUACAUAUAUACGUGCUUAUGUAGAUGAAUAGGUAUGCCAACAGUAGUUAGUUGGGGGG
Rhagoletis zephyria (snowberry fruit fly) is the source of this 1527-nucleotide messenger RNA. RefSeq names its product serine/threonine-protein kinase Warts-like. NCBI's taxonomy places the organism in Eukaryota, Metazoa, Arthropoda, Insecta, Diptera, Tephritidae. The record is from RefSeq and is a predicted model, not a curated record.